GCCUCUGUCCACAGUCCCUGUGCCAGCCUCCUUCCUUCAGCAUCAUGAGCGGCCGAGUUGGAGACCUGAGUCCUAAGCAAGCAGAGGCUCUGGCCAAGUUCCGGGAAAAUGUCAAGGAUGUGCUGCCAGCCCUGCCCAACCCUGAUGAUUACUUCCUUCUGCGCUGGCUUCGAGCUCGCAGUUUUGACCUGCAGAAAUCAGAGGCGAUGCUUCGAAAGUACAUGGAGUUCAGGAAGACUAUGGAUAUUGACCACAUCCUUGACUGGCAGCCACCAGAGGUGAUCCAGAAAUAUAUGCCCGGUGGCCUGUGUGGCUAUGACCGUGAUGGCUGCCCCGUGUGGUACGACAUCAUUGGGCCACUGGACCCCAAAGGCCUGCUGUUCUCCGUCACCAAACAAGACCUGCUCAAGACCAAGAUGCGGGACUGUGAGCGCAUCCUGCAUGAGUGUGACCUGCAGACUGAGCGGCUAGGAAAGAAGAUUGAGACCAUUGUGAUGAUAUUUGACUGUGAGGGUCUGGGACUGAAGCACUUCUGGAAGCCUCUGGUGGAAGUGUACCAGGAGUUCUUUGGUCUCCUUGAGGAAAAUUACCCAGAGACCCUGAAGUUUAUGCUCAUUGUAAAAGCCACCAAACUGUUUCCUGUGGGCUAUAACCUUAUGAAGCCCUUCCUGAGUGAGGACACUCGUAGAAAAAUUGUAGUGCUGGGAACCAACUGGAAGGAAGGUUUGCUGAAACUCAUCAGUCCUGAGGAACUGCCUGCUCAGUUUGGAGGAACCAUGACUGACCCUGAUGGGAACCCCAAAUGUUUAACUAAGAUCAACUAUGGUGGGGAUAUCCCCAAGUCUAUGUAUGUGCGGGACCAGGUGAAGACACAGUAUGAACACUCGGUACAGAUCAGCCGCGGCUCCUCACACCAGGUGGAGUACGAGAUCCUAUUUCCAGGCUGUGUUCUCAGGUGGCAGUUUGCAUCCGAUGGGGCCGACAUUGGCUUUGGGGUUUUCCUAAAGACCAAGAUGGGGGAGCGGCAGCGGGCUGGGGAGAUGACAGAAGUGUUGACCAGCCAGCGCUACAACGCCCACAUGGUGCCUGAGGAUGGGAGCCUGACCUGUGCAGAGGCCGGCGUGUAUGUCCUGCGCUUCGACAACACCUAUAGUUUUGUCCAUGCCAAGAAGGUCAGUUUCACAGUGGAGGUGCUGCUCCCAGACGAGGGCAUGCAGAAAUACGACAAGGAAUACACCCCUGUGUAGGCAAACUCUUCGCUUCUCAGAGACUCAGCCCUCUGCUUCUCUCUCUCUCCCCCUCCUCACUGAUCAUUAUUUGUCCUAUUGACUCUGUGACAUGAGUGAGUAGAAGAGCUGCCUUGUGGGAGUCUAUGCUGUGCUCAGAUCAGGAAAGAAAUGAGAGGCAGGGCCCUGAGGAUGUCAAAGUUGUGGGAUACAGGGAGGCAAACAGAGAAGCAAGAGGCAGA
Molecule: messenger RNA, 1468 nt
Organism: Suncus etruscus (white-toothed pygmy shrew)
Lineage: Eukaryota; Metazoa; Chordata; Mammalia; Eulipotyphla; Soricidae
Product: SEC14-like protein 3
Exons: 12
Coding region: 45-1247 (400 amino acids)
Cellular component (GO): cytoplasm; nuclear speck
Source: RefSeq, a predicted model, not a curated record